Messenger RNA from Pocillopora damicornis (cauliflower coral), 1928 nucleotides. RefSeq names its product protein FAM8A1. Lineage: Eukaryota; Metazoa; Cnidaria; Anthozoa; Scleractinia; Pocilloporidae. The record is from RefSeq and is a predicted model, not a curated record.
AAACAUGGCGGACGCCACGGCAACUCACGAAGGUCCAGACGCAGCUAAAGAUACAUCUACUCCCCUGAAUAACGGAUCAGAUGGAACAUUUAAUGGAAGAAUUACAUCCACCAGUCGCCCGUUCAGUUCUCAAGAGCCGUGGAAUAUGCUUUUUUACUGGAUGUCAGCUCAAUAUUAUCAACAAUAUUACUAUCAGCUCUGUUCCUACAUGUACUAUUGGCAAACGCUAGCAUCGCAUCCAAUGUACCAAGGAGCUUUUCAAACCCAAAGUGUCGAUCCACAGACGAGUUUAAAUCAACAGGGAGCACAGGCCGUUUUUGGUGGACAACAACCUCAAAAUAUCCAACAAAACCGUACAGCCCCUUGGUUGAAUUUCCAAGCUAGACAACCGGCAGUUAGAACAGCUUGUGAAGUUAAGCUUGCCCCUGUUUCUAAGAGGAUCUAUGCAGAAAUACUGGAUUUCAUCUUUCUCUACUUUACAAAGGUUCUUGUGUUCUCAAUAUUUUAUGAUGAUUUGGAGAGAUACACACAGUUACAAUACACUUUGAUAACAGAUGAUAAUACAAGUCUGAAAGAUAUUGAGGAACUUCUUAUACAAGCUUUGGUCUACCGAUUAAUAGUGUUUGCUUUUGAGGUGUUUUUCCUCAUGGGUGGACUACACGGUAGUGUUGGUGGUGCCACACCUGGCAAGUACCUCAUGGGAUUGUCAGUUGUGGCAACAGAGACCAUUACUACUGUGGCUCCUGGUUUUGAUGGUGACCGAGUUAGGAUUGAACCUGGUGGUAACCUGGGAUUUCGAAGAUCAUUUUUAAGAGCCCUUGUGAAGAAUUUCUCCAUGACUUUUCUUUUCCCAGUCUUUUUGACCAUUCUGUUUUUCCAGCACAAUCGCACCAUCUAUGAUGUAAUAGCCAAUUCUACAGUUGUUGUCACCGGUUCACCACAACCUCGACAAGCACAGGAUCGCCAUCAGUGACAGGGUUGAUAUAGUUUUUUGCAAAAUAAUUCAUUAAAGUACAUUGUUAUACCUUGUGUAUUUAAAUACUCUCCAAAGUUCCUCUACAUAGUCUUUGCCCACAUGCAAACACAGAAAAGAACCAUAAAUUUCAUUGAGAGGGAUAUUGAGUAGAAGUGUCAGUUUGAUUUUAUCUUGGACAGGAGCAGUAAGGACAGUAUUUGGGUGAAAUAAAGAAGAGUGGGUGCUUGAUAUACAUUUUAAGAUAACUUUCCCUUGUAAGGAAAACAGGAGUGUCUCUUGUUUGCACUUUUCAAGGAAGCUCAGAAGCAUUACUAACAUUACUUUAGGUGAGAAACAAAAUGUAAAAAAUAGAAAGUCACAGAAAAAGGUUCUUUGUGGCCUUUCUUUCCUCAAGUUGUAGCAUCAGUGUCUAUACCAGGAAAUUAAGAACAGAACACUUUACCAAUUGAAGAUAAAAGAGCCCAUUGUUCUUCUAAGGUGGUAUUCAUUUGGAGCAAACUUUAAAAAUAACGACCCCUUCAUUGGGGAGUUGUAGCCUUUUACCUUUCAAACAUAUGAAACUGAGUGGACAUCCCUGGUUCAUCUCCUGAGAAAUCAACAGUUGGCCUCAAAAUCAAGUAAGAGGUUAUUCUCAUGACCUUUAUAUUUGAUUGAAGGGUGAUAAAAUAGGGCGAAAUUAGAAGCCAGUCGCUCUUAGACGUUUAAGCAUUUUGAUCACUUGGCAUUAGUCUGUUACAAGCUCUCUGCGCAAAGCCCCUUCUUUGACAUUAUUAAUUGACAUUAUUAAUUGACAUUAAGUAUUUAGAAUGUUACUUAGUGUUUUCUGUAACUGUUCUUUUCACUUAAUUAUAACAAAGAAGGUGAGAUGUGAAAAAGGGAUGGAGUAUGUGAGGUGUGCAGGUUUGCAACAAUCGUAAACCUUUCCACUUUAUCAAUAAAUUUUAAUACCUUA